GUGUGUACCGGGCCCUGGGGCUAUAGCAGCGGCGGCGGCAGCAGGGGCUGAAUCGGGUCGUUAUACCUCCCUCCUCGACUGUCAGGUGAGAGGCGUGACUGUGGGCGGGAGCUGCGCUUUGUUCUUACAACACCUGAGUGACACAGUGUGAAGCUGAGAGCUGGAGGGGGGGGAGUCUGUCUGUGCCGAGGAGGAGGACUACCCGGAGUAACUCACACUCAUCACGGGGACGGGUCCUGAUCACCCGGACCAAACGUCAUGGACCGUAAAUAACUCUCUGGAGAUUCGAUCGCGAGGAAAACGCGCGUGGACAGUGGGGUCAGAGUGGUUCCAGUAGUUACCGGAGGAGAUCUCCGGGGGCCAUGGCGCGCUCUCAGAUCCAGUGUCUGGACGAUCACCACGUCAACUGGCGCGUGAGCGAGAGCAAGCCGGAAUUCUUCUACAGCGAGAACCAGCGGCUGGCGAUUGAGGAGCUCAUCAACAAGGGCCGUGAGGCGUUCACGGACUAUGUUCGCGAAAAUGACGUGCGGGAGUUCCUCUCUGACCCGGAGCUGGAGUGGAUCGCGCACACGGCAGAGGCCUAUCGGCCCGGGCACGAGCAUCAUCAAAAACCGGACACGCCACUCACGCCAGGCCCGGGGAACAUCACCCCGGGCUCAGGGGAGGAGGCCGGCGACGGCGAGGUGUCCCUACAGUACUGGCCAGACCGGUCUGAGGCGUCAGUGGUGGAGCUGGACCUGGGCUGGCCCGAGGCCAUCUCCUACCGCGGGGUGACGCGCGUGACCGUGUACACGCAGCCUCCGACGGAUGGACACACGCACAUCAAGGAGGUGGUGCGGAAGAGCAUCGCAGGAGCCCAGAAGGUAAUCGCUGUGGUGAUGGACGUGUUUACAGACGUGGAUAUCUUUCGAGACCUGCUCGAUGCUGCGUACAAACGCAAAGUUCCUGUGUACAUAAUCAUUGACAUGGCGGCGGUCCCCUGCUUUCUUUCCAUGUGUGGCAGAGCUGAUAUGCACCGUGGACAUCUAAAGAAUCUGCGUGUGCGCUGCUGCGGAGGCGUGGAGUUCUUCACUCGGUCUGCACAGAAGGUGCGUGGGGUGCUGAGUCAGAAGUUCCUCCUGGUAGAUGGAGACAGAGCCAUCUCAGGUUCAUACAGCUUCACCUGGUCCUCCUCUCGUUUGGACCGCAAUCUCAUCACUGUGAUCACGGGACAGGCAGUGGAGACGUUUGACCUGCAGUUUCGUGACCUUUACCUCACGUCCAGAGGUGUGUCUCUCAACAAAGUUCCCAUGGUCGACGAACCGAUCCCUGACCCGGUGCCCCAGGCGGCUCCUGCUCCUGUGUCAGCUGCUAUUGCCAGGAAACUCAUCAAUCCUAAAUACGCCCUGGUUACCGCAGGAGCCUCCAAUCCGGCUCUGUCGGACCAGAACUCCAAGACCUCAAACUCUCAAAAUCCCCUUGGGUUGAAAACAACGAAAGGGCGUCUUAAACAUGUUAUGGAAGAACCAGCCCUACACCCAGGAUUAGCCUAUUUGGAGAAAGCUAAUCUGAUCCCAUACUUGCCCACAUGGCCGGAGCCAGAUCCACCCAGUGAUGUGAUUGGCUUCAUCAACAUCAGGGAUGAAAAACGGGCCAAUCAAGUUCACCUGCAGAGGUCAGAGAGGUUUGAAGUAAGCCAGGCCAUACGCUUUAGGUCACCAUUGAUUCAAGCUCCUGCUUCAAACACUGCAGAAACUGACAAUCCCUCUGGGAAUACAAGUCCAGGCCCCUCUACACCUGUGAGUGCAACCAGCAAACAAACUGAAGAGAAAACAAACAAAGCUCUAAAUAUAGACCAGACAGACUCCAGUAGGGCGGAUCUGCAGCCCCAGUCACAAGACACGCAUGUCAAAAUAGAAGACAUACCCAAAUCAUUACCCACUGCUACUGCUGAUUCACAACCAAAGGAAAAACAACCACCAGGGACACAAGCGCCUGCACCUCCCGUUCCUAAACGUCGCACGCUGCAAUUGGUCAUCGACUCCGCCCCCUUGGAGCAGCCUGGCCAACCACAGGUGACUCUGAUGAAAAUGGACCAACCACAAAGUCCAGACGAGUCUUCCGGCAUUGACAGAAAACAGGAGGAACUGGCUUUACGUCGGCUGCGUCUGACAUCGAGGGACAUCGGCGGAGACUCUGGCAGCAACGACGAGGGAAGCCAGGACAGCACCAAGGUCAUCUGUGACCGAGCGGCCAAUGACGACCCUUCAAGCACCUCAACAGUGUCAGAGGAGGAGUUCUAUGACACCCAGCAGGAUCCAAGUGAUAUGCUGACAAACGGAGUGACGACCGGCUCGGGUCGCGGGAACCGGCAUGCGGACGGGGUCAACAUGAUGGCCCGCCUCUCCCAGAGCAUGCUGGACUUACGGGAGCCUAACCAAUCAGAAGACAGCCUUGCCCUCCUCCGCCAAUCAAGGGAGCUUCGCAGACAACCUCACGCGUCACCGCACAGGCACAUAGGACAGCUGUUCAAGAUGUCGAGAUCCCCACAACGUGAUGCAAGACUGCAAGGGAACAAACAGGAAAAUUACCAACGGCCCAAACAAGCAGUUGGCCCCGUGAUUGUAGGACACCGUUACUGGCCUGAUUCGGCCCAGCUGCGUUCAGACACGCGGUCUGGCCGCUCGCCACAACGCUACAACCAGGACAGCGGGAAGAUGGACCACGGCUUGACACAGCCCCCAACCAACCCAACAGGGCUACUAGGGGUUUCUUUAUCAAAACUGAACAGUUUCAGGCAUUUGAGGGCAAGGGGAGGUGUGGCACAGAAGAAGGUGUCUCAGAAUAACAAGGCUGCGAGGUAGAACUGUGGACUAAAUGUUCAUUAGCGUUUGUUUAUGCAGACUUCCUGUUUUAAGAAACUGGUGACUCCCCUACGUGGAAUCUUUUCUAUCUCAGGCAUUCAUGUCAUUUCCGCUUUGCAAACCCUGGGGCUCAGCGUAAAGAGGGCUAUUUAAUUAUGUCUUAGUCAACAGGAAUUGUCACGUCAAUUUGCUGAUGUGUUUUUAAGAGGUUUUUUAUCGUAUCAUAUCGUAUCAUCACUUUACAAAGAAAUGCUUCCUUGUUCAGUGGUUUCUGACUCAUAAUGAAUAUUAGAUACAGAUACAGCUUUGUAUGUACUGGCUAAGGUUUCCACUGGAAAGCAGGGUAUUUUGCAGAUAAUGAAAGUCACCGUAAUAAUUUUGCCACAAAAUAAGACGCUUCACUCUUGUGACAAAAAAAGCCUUUGAGCAAAAUACUCUAAUUUACCUCAGGUUUUAUUUUUCUGAAUUCUACACUGUAAAAUGUUAGACAUAAUAUACAUGAUGCAUGAUCAGCUGGUUAUGGAGUCAGACUCUUGUGCUGAUGCCACUGUGGUUACUGAUGGACUAAGGGGUUAGAGUAGUGCUUGGAUUGCUUUGUGUCACUGUUUUCUUGUGCAGAUGUAAAGAGCAGCUGAUAAAUGCAAUGCUUAAUUAACACUGACCUGGGGCCAAACAUGAAUGUUGUAAAUAAAAAAGGACAGAUUGUU
Solea senegalensis (Senegalese sole) is the source of this 3550-nucleotide messenger RNA. It is a transcript of the gene sack1gb, whose product is annotated as protein FAM83G. The coding region runs from base 363 to 2843 and encodes 826 amino acids. NCBI's taxonomy places the organism in Eukaryota, Metazoa, Chordata, Actinopteri, Pleuronectiformes, Soleidae. The transcript has 5 exons. The record is from RefSeq and is a predicted model, not a curated record.